AUGAAUGAUGGAAGCAGCAGUCCUUCUAUGGGCUGGAAGAACUGGCCAGUCAUUUCUGCCCAUGAGGACCUGUGGGGUAUGGACCCACAAGCCAGGAAGAUCACUGAACUCUCGGUUCCACAAAGUAGCCGAUCCUCUGGUGCUGACAGGGGCAAAUGGGCAAUCCAGAGGAGAGAGACUGCUAGCCAAGAGGUACUUGAGAAGAACUGUGGAAAAGGAAUAGGUACCACAGUCCUGGCAACAAGGGCCCACCUCUUCAGAUACUGCCCGACCGUUCAGAUCAGCCAGAGCUGCCCGGCCCCACCUGCUGCUGUGCCUCUCAAGGCAGAGACGUUUGUUUGGGGUAACACUGCAUCAGCACAUUCCCAGAGUGUUGCCAAGGCCAAGUACGAAUUUCUAUUUGGGAAGUCAGAAGAGAAAUCUCCAGAUACUAGUGAUCAUGGAGGAAGCACUUUACUGCCACCAGCUGUCACAAACGAAUUUCCAGAAUAUGGGACCAUGGAAGGAGGAGAAGGCCUUAAAGCCUCUCUAGACCUUGAUGCAAAGUCUCUGCCAUGCUGCUCACCAGAGCAGCAGGCAGUCCACCUUCUUGCUGGACAAGACUCUGUGCUCAACAGUGUUACAGAAGGACCAAAUGAUGCCUCUCAGUGUCACCCUCAGGAACAAAGUUUACAGCCCAUUGACUCUUUAAUUUCUGCUCUGAAAGCUACAGAAGCCAGAAUAGCUUCAGGAACAUUUCAGGCUACAAAGGUACUGGACAAAGAUGCUGAUUUUUCAGUUCAGCAGGUGGAUAAAGAGCUGAGUACUGCCAGUCAUAAGUCUCAGAGAGCCCAUAGAACAUUCCCUGCUGGCCCAAGAAAAUCACCAGAUUUACCUCUUUCAGUGGAAGUACCAACAGAGGGACAUUUUUCGUUGAACAUCCAGGAGGAUCUCACUGCACUCUUACCUGAAGAAGCUCAGGCGGAACUGUCGCAGAUAACUAAUUACAGGAGACAAGGACCUCUCUGGGUACAGGAGUCAGUAUGUCCUGUGUCCUCCCUGCGGAGCUCAAGAGGGAGCCAUAACCCUGUGGACAGAGUUGAUGUUCUGAAAGAUCGGAGGUCUGAUCUCGUAAGGGAGCACCCUCGAGGAUGUGAUUCCGGUGGCUUCAUGGGACGUCAAGGCCGGAUCAAACAUGUAGAGUUUCAAGGAGUAGAGAUUUUGUGGACAGGAGAGAAGGCGGAGACCCAGCAUCCUGUAGGCACUGAGACUUCACCAGAAAGGACGGCUUCUCCUGUGAGCAAGGAGCUUGCCAAAGGGCCAAGCCAUUACAGCUCAGCUGCUGGUUUGUGCAGCAAUUCUGUUAAUUUAGUUGAGAAUGUCUGGGAUGAAACCUGGAAAGUUCCUUCAGCAAGGCCUGGCACGAGCUUAGGGACAUUGUCCCCUGUGCCUCUUGGUGAGAGUGGAGAGGAUGAAGUCUUCCUGAGGGAAAGCAAAGAACACCUUGAGAAGAACCUUGAUAUUCAGGGAGAUAAAGAAAGGUUUCUCGAACAAGAGGAGCACCUUAGGGGAGGAGGAGAGGAUGAUAUUCUCGGGCCCGGGUAUAUGGAGGACUCCACUGAUGUGUACAGCAGCCAGUUUGAAACCAUCCUGGACAGCACCUCCUUAUACUACAGUGCAGAGUCGCUGGAGACGCUGUACUCAGAGCCUGACAGCUAUUUUAGCUUUGAAAUGCCGCUGACCCCAAUGAUCCAGCAGCGCAUUAAAGAAGGCGGCCAGUUCUUGGAGAGGACCUCUAUGGGAGGACGUCAGGAUGUCCUGAGUGUGUCGGCAGAUGGUGGGAUAGUGAUGGGCUAUUCUCCGGGGAUCACCAACGGACUGCCUGAGUCUGCUAACUCUAUCUACACGAAAGGCCCUCAAGAGAUUGCCUUCUGGGGAAGUGGUGGCCAUAGCCAUGCUGAGGUGAAAACACAGCCAGAUGCUCAUUCUGAAAUGGGGAGCACCGAAAUUCUGGAGAAAGAGACCACAGAAAGUCUCAGUAAUGGUACUAACAGCAACGUGGAAGCAGCCAAACGAUUGGCCAGACGCUUAUACCAUCUAGACAGAUUCAAAAGAUCGGACGUUGCAAAACAUCUAGGCAAAAAUAAUGAAUUUAGCAAACUAGUUGCAGAAGAGUAUUUGAAAUUUUUCGAUUUCACAGGGAUGACGCUGGAUCAGUCUCUCAGGUAUUUCUUUAAAGCAUUUUCUCUUGUGGGAGAAACCCAGGAGCGUGAAAGAGUAUUAAUACAUUUCUCCAAUAGAUAUUUUUAUUGUAAUCCAGACACUAUCACCUCACAAGAUGGAGUCCAUUGCCUCACCUGCGCUAUGAUGCUGCUCAACACAGAUCUGCAUGGCCAUAAUAUUGGAAAGAAGAUGACCUGCCAAGAGUUCAUUACAAAUCUCCAAGGAGUAAAUGAAGGUGUGGAUUUCUCCAAGGAUCUUCUGAAAGCCUUGUACAAUUCAAUCAAGAAUGAGAAGCUUGAAUGGGCAGUAGAUGAUGAAGAGAAAAAAAAAUCUCCCUCAGAAGGUACUGAUGAGAAGGCUAAUGGAACACACCCAAAGACUAUCAGUCGUAUUGGGAGUACAACUAACCCAUUUCUGGACAUUCCUCAUGACCCAAAUGCUGCUGUAUACAAAAGUGGAUUUUUGGCUCGCAAAAUCCAUGCAGAUAUGGAUGGAAAGAAGACUCCCAGAGGAAAGCGGGGAUGGAAAACCUUCUAUGCUGUCCUGAAGGGAACCGUUCUGUACUUACAAAAGGAUGAAUAUAAACCAGAGAAGGCUUUGUCAGAAGAAGACUUGAAAAAUGCCGUGAGUGUGCACCACGCCCUAGCAUCCAAGGCAACUGACUACGAGAAGAAGCCAAACGUGUUUAAACUCAAGACUGCUGACUGGAGGGUCUUGCUCUUCCAAACCCAGAGUCCAGAGGAAAUGCAAGGCUGGAUAAGCAAAAUUAACUGUGUUGCAGCUGUAUUUUCUGCUCCACCAUUCCCAGCAGCCAUUGGCUCUCAGAAGAAAUUUAGCCGCCCACUUCUGCCAGCUACCACAACAAAAUUAUCCCAGGAGGAGCAGCUGAAGUCCCAUGAAAGCAAGCUGAAGCAGAUCACGACUGAGCUAGCUGAGCACCGCUCAUAUCCCCCAGACAAGAAGGUCAAAGCCAAGGAUGUCGAUGAGUACAAGCUCAAAGAUCACUAUCUGGAGUUUGAGAAAACCCGUUAUGAAAUUUAUGUCAACAUUCUGAAAGAAGGAGGCAAGGAGCUCCUGGGUACAGAAGGAAACGAGGCAGUGGGACUAAAGAAGUCACACUCAAGUCCUUCCCUGAACCCAGAUGCAUCUCCGGUCACUGCCAAGGUCAAGCGCAACGUGUCAGAGAGAAAGGACCACCGACCUGAAACACCAGGCAUUAAGCAAAAAGUUACUUAGAAUCUGUCCACGGCCAGGAAGUGCUGGUCAUGGAGCAAAAAGAGGUUUUCAAGAUCUUUCUGGUAAUCCGUGAAUAUAUUUAAACAAAUAGUCUGUGACUAAACGGUGCAUUAGUGACCUUUUAUAUUGUAUAUUUUUGUUAGUUUCUGUACAGAUGUCUUUGCUCUUGAGUUUCUUGCUUUGAGGAUUUGGGCAACUUUAUAACUAAUGCACCUUUUGUGAGGGGCAGAGGAUUGCAGAUCCUUUCUCCUUCUGCUUUCUCUUAUUUGCACUUCUGCACAGUUACUUUAUGUAUUUCCAGUCAACUGUUGUACUUUUUUUUUUUAGGUUUAAAUUUUUACUCCCUUGUGAAAUACAUAACUGGACAAGCAUUGUGCUUUAGUAAAUCCUAGACUUUCCGUGUGAAAUCCUGCCCGGUCACGGGGGCGACGUUGAAUGCUCACAGAUGCUCUCAUCAGCUUGGCAGUGCUGGGAGUCCAGGUGUUCCAGGGUGGUGCACUUCAUUCAUCCUGGCCCCUGUUGUUCAGUGCUGGACACAGGAAAAGUGGACCAUGAAGAGGACAGGACUGGAGGGAGACCUUAGGAGGCACAGGAGUCUGCCUCAGGUGUGGAUUCCUUUCCAGCCACACACGGGAAAGCAGAUGUGGAGUCAUCUUGCCUGAAGGGAGGCUGAGGGCGAUUGAUACCAAGCUACUUCUGUUUUCUGGAGGAUGGUGGCAGUAAUCAGCCCUUUGGGCGCUGCAAGCUGCAGCUGUAUGGUGUGUGUUCUUCUAUAGGAAUGUGUUACCUCACUCCCAUGGGGUCUAAACUAGGAAUCAGAAUCAUCUCUGUCAUAGAUACCCUUCCAGCCAGGAAUAGAUUCAUUUUUGCAUAGAUGUGCAGGCACUGAUCGUGUCCUGGUUGAAACAAAAUAAUGUGGGAAAUGGAUGCCCCCCCCUUCUUUUCUUUGCUACAUCAGGACAAAUAAGGAGCAAACACAACUACAGUUCUUCCUCCGCCAAUCUGGCCAUAGUGACUGAAGACGGGGGAAUCUGAUGAUUUGUGUGCCGUUCCUUAGCUUAUUCUCAUCUCCAUCUCUGUAGCCAUUUUACUUGGUCAUUAUUGUGAUUGCUAUGGUUUCACCGUACAGUCAAACAGCCCCUUUAAAGUCCAAGGUCUGAAGUAGAGUAGUGCCUGUAGAGGAAGAGAAAGGAAUAGAAAAGGUGAGUUUCCUCUAUGGCUCAAAACUCUCAGGUUUCCAGCCUUGAAACUGUAUCCUCCAAAACUAUCUUCCCUACCACAUAUCUUCAAAACUAACAGGAUGACUUUUGAAUAUUCUUAUUGUCCUUACACAUUUUCUCUGUUUCUGAUUGGUUAGUUGAAGGUACUAUGACCAGAGAAUCAGCUGCUCUUGCAUGAAUAGCAUGAUUCCAGUAAGUUAGAGAAAGCCCGUUAGAGAAUCAUGGUAGUUUAUAGAGACAUCUCGUUAGAAUAUCCUAGCAUUUAGUUACAGGAUUAGGUAUUAACCUGCACCUCUUUCCACUCUGUACAUGUCUCUCUUGCCUGUGUCCAGGAAUAGGAACUCCUCUCCAAACUAGCUGCUUGUUUCACGGCAUUCUGCCACACUAUUGAAAGAUUUCUUUUAACUUCUAUCUUGUUUAGGUGAAAGCAGUUGACUUAAUUUAUAUUUUAGAACCGUGAAGCUGACAUGGGGAGUUACCAUUGUGGUUCAUGUACCUGAACUAUUUCAUAGCUUCCUACCGAUUCCAAUAUUUCCUGGGCAAGUUGCCUUUCUUUUGAUGAGUUAUCAGUGUCUGCUUUUUAGCUAAGUAUUUGUUGUCCCUGAAGGGAAAGAGGUACCAAGACCUUUGAGUCUUGAGCAUCAUCUUUGAGCAUCAGUAGCUGAAGAACAGUGAACAUGUUUGAGUGUUUGUCCAGAGUGUGUGUCUAUAUGUGUAUAGAAUGUUUGUGCGUUCUUACCUAGAAUAUCUAGUAUACAUUGAAUGGUACCUUGCUGCAGUUUCUGGCAUGGAGAACAGUCUGAGAAUACCCAUAGCAUCAGCACUGCCAUGGUCCCUCCUACAGGACUCACAGGUGUUGACUCCAGAACUUAAGGUCGUGCUUAUAGAUACUCAGAUAGCAAAGUCACUUUCAAAGCUGUGGACUAUGGUGUCUGCAUGAUUUAUCUUGAAAAAUAACUAUAGCAUUCUUCUGUGAGGUAGAAUCUCGGCCUGCCCCAGUGUAAUGUAAUGUAAGCCUUGGGGGGGGGGGUAGGCUUAAAAUGUGUCUUCCCCGAGGCUUCUGGAAGGAUGCUGCCUGCUAAGAAUGCACAGCAGGCUGUUUAGCCUAUGGUAGGAAACACCUCUGAUUCGAUGGGACUCUGGUCCAUAGCCAACCCCUUUCCAUACAGUAUUUAGUCAUAAGAAAUGGAAGGUGGUCCUUGUUGCCCAGCGCAUGGUACAGGGAGCUCUCCUCCCCCUCCUUUCCAUGGUACUUCAUCCUACCCCACCUAUACCUACAUUCAUCCCUACCUCAGUGCCCUGGAGCCUUGGAGUUCCUCUCCAUAUGAUAAAUAUUAUCUGCUUUACCUUAAUUCCCUUAAUAAAGAUUUUCAGUGUAGAGGGUCUCAAGUCAUCCAAAGCUGAUGAUCUGUAGUCUUGUUGUAAACUGACCCUGUAUAAAAUGUGUAUAUUGUGGGGUUCACCCUACCUCACACGCUGACUUCUAAAAAAGGGUUGCCAGGAACUCAAUUUUAGAGAUUAAGAUCUAUUCACUACCACCCAAAGUCCUUCUUUUAUUGGUAUAUCAUUGUCAUUACUGAAAUGUACUUUUAAAAAAUACAUCACUUACCUAACUCUGAGCAAGGUCUAAUAAGUCAAGUGUUAGUUAUAUACAUUACAAUUAAUCAUAGUGAAACCAGUAUGGGGGGGGUACUCUGGUCAAAACAUUCUGCAUCUCAUCUGUGGAGUGGGCAUCUUAGAACCAUCAGCUCAUUGCAUGUGGAAAGUUUAUAGAUUAUGUGUAGCUUUUUUAAAUUGCUCUUAGGUAAAUAAGAUGGAGCCAUUUUCUCAUGCAACAAUCUUGUGAAGUUUGUAAGGCACUCGGUGUCCCUCCAUUGACUUCCCUCAUGCUGAAGGUAAGGACUGUUUCCCAGGCAAAUGUAAUGUGAAGGGUUCUGGAAGAGAAGAUCUUGCUUGUUUUUAAAGACCCGGCUAGAUUUGUGUUAUAGUCUACUUGGGAAGCUGAGUGCAGGAAGUCACACUCCUUUGCCUUCUCCCCUUUAUCAUGUAGAAGCAAGAAUAAGGGGCCAUGCUCUGAAAUAAGGAAGGACCGUCCUGAAAUGCACGCCUCAUCUGCCUUGUUGAUUAGAAGUCAUUCAUACCUCUUUUUGUCUUCCCAAGCUAGAAGGGCUUUGAAGAAGCUAACUGUGGAUGGGAUUUUAAUUCUUUGGUAAUUUUUUUUUCUAGUCAGCAUCAGUUAAGCCUCCCUUGAUAUUAAGUUUCUUAGUUUUGAACAUUUGGGUUAGCUUUUAUGGAUGCAAGAUUUUAUCAGGUCAGUAGCUCCCUUCCUGGUUUUAUCAGAGAAUAAUUCCUUUGCAAGUUCAGAUGACAGCGUGCUCUUCCUGUGGAAAGCUCACACUAGACCCCCAAGUAGAAUUGUAGCAUCAGUGAAACCUGGACUCUGGUUCAAGAACAGUGAUGCAGCUUGGGGUUUGAAUCGCAUCUGCUUUUGUGUCCGAGCUUUGUGUCACUCAGACAGAAACAGAACAGUCAACUUUGUAGGCAGAGCAUCUCCCUUGCUCCAGGACUUCUAGGGCAGCAGAAAUCCCCCCACUCACUCUUGACAUCUGCUGUCAUCUUGCCAUCCAGAUGAUGUUAUCAAUCCAUAUAAAAUAAUCCCUGAUCUAUUGCUGAGGUCCUUUGUCACUGCAUAUCCUUCCAGAUUCUUCCUCCAUGCUUCACACGUAACAAGACUGACAUCUGACGUCAUUCACAUUCUGCAUCUGUGGAGUGGGCAUCUUAGAACCAUCAACUCAUUGCAUGUGGAAAGAAUGUCAGUAAAUACUUGAAUCUGCAUGGCAGUUUGCUGAUUGUAUGCAAGAGCAAGGAAUAAAGCAAGUUACUUGUACAUACAGUAGGUUUCCUUAGGUCUUGUGGGCACAUCCUUUAUAAUUUAUAUGUAUAUCUGUUAUAGUGCAUAUUUGGAGAAAUGUCUGUAUAGAUAGUAUGUCACAUGUCAAAGGAAAUGCUUUCUGUUGCCCGCUAAUGUUGUAUUUGUGGGUAUUUAUAGUUGUAUGUAUGUGCAUAAAUGUGUAGAUUGUGUAUCAGUAUAUGGUAUAUGUAUGUUGAAAUUAUUUUUGUCAAUAACAACCAUUAUAAUAUGAAAAGAACGUUUAAAAACCUCAUAGGAAUGAUUAUAUAGUACAGUUGUUGAGAGUUCAUAUAGUGGUAUUGUUUUAUUAAACUUAAAUUCAAAUGAUAUUUUGAUUAAAUUUUUUAAUAAGACUUUACAAUAGAAGAUUCCAUCUUUAAGCUUUGAAUUACCAGGACAAAAAUGACUUUGAAGUAAACUUGUGAAUCUAUUGAGGUGUACAGUGUGCAAUACAAUGAAAACUUAUUAUAAUUUGGGAAUUCCAGAAGUGUGGGGAAAGGCAGCCUGGGCAGUCUUAGUAUCCUUAGGAUUAAGAGCACUUAAGCAUAAAGUUGAGCUGAUAACUUUGGGCUUAUUACAAAAUGUGAUGCUUUUGAGCUCACGUUCUUUAUUGUUGUAAUUAGUCCAGAAAAAUACAUAGCUUUCCGAAGAACUACAUAAGUACCCAGUGUAUCUUUUAUGUACCGGUGUAUACUUUAGAGUAGAUCAAUCACUCUCCUGGUGCCACAUCCUUACCCCCUUUGUUAUAAAGGAAUAUCACAGAUGAUACUGAAGUCUAUCAGGGCAUCCCAAGAUCGGGUACUGUAUUCCAGGUUCGCAAUUGCACAAUUAACAGCUAGUGUCACAGGUAAAAGGACUUUAGGAACAAGUUAAAACUUUAUUUAAUAUUUUUAUACUUCAGUCUCUUUUUCCUGACUCUCCCCAAAGAAGAGCCACUGGCCUUAGUUCUUUGACGUUAUUGCUUAUAUUAUAGAGUGUAAAUAGUAACUAGAAACUACAGUUUUAUCAACCAGCAUGUUUGGUAUAUUUAAAGCAGCGACUGGGUGUGUUUGAGUGAGCGGUUGGCUGCAGUGUCUUUUGUUUGAACACACUGCCUCGCGUCUUCAUGUCUGAGUCGGAGAAUUGGAACUGCAGGGUCUGGGACCACCAGCUCCAGGCUGCAGACCCAUAUGGGCAGUUACACUUGAGUUUUGUUUUUAUUAACUCUUCAUUCUCGAACUAUUUUUACAAAUAUAUAUUUCUCAAUUUGUUCUUUACGUGUGGUGCGCUGGCUCUGUGGCUGAUCAGCAGGAAUUCCGUGAGAAUAUUUCCUGCUAAGGAUUACUUGUGAUUUGCAGAAAACAGCCAUUUGAUUCAGAAAUCACACAGAAAAUGAGUAGUGGAAAUAAAGUAUAUUUUAGGCCAUAGUUACUUGAAAUGUUUGGAUUUUAAUAUAAAGCCAUGGAAGUUGUAAAGCCAAGUAACCAAUGACAUGGAUAAUAAUAUUCACUCUAGAGAGUAUAUAUCCGUAUUGAAUUUUUCUGUCAUUAGAAUACUUUUUUAAGCUUUAGGAAUAAGAGUAAUUAGACCAAAUUGAAGUGGAAGGGUAAGCUGGCUGUUUUCCACUUGGGGUCGCCAUGUAUGUGUUAAAUCUUCGAAGAGAUUCACUGAUUAACUGUCCUCUUGGGUGUUUAGGGAGAAAAUUGAUAUGCCAAGGAACUCAUCUGUGGAGGGGGAGAGAGAGAGAGAGAGAGAGAGAGAGAGAGAGAGAGAGGGAGAGAGCUUUAAGUUAUACAAAUGUAUGACCUUAAGACGCUGAGGGCCAGAGUAUUCUAAAGAAAUAGUGAACAGAAGCGGUAUAAACUGUAUCACAGAUGUGUCCCAAAAACCAGGGAAGACUGAUGGAGUCCUGCUGUUUGACUGAGUGGCAUCACAUUUUUUUGAGACAUUUUGGGGCUGGGGACACAUGCCAUGUCCUUCCUGGUGGACCACCAACUUGAAGUCUUUCUUGUGACUCCCUGACAGUGGCUCUCCAGCACCCCCACUAGCACUCUGCAGACCAUUCAUUUAAGAGGGCAGUGUACAUGGAGAAGCCUUAUUACCUUCAGAGCCCCAAGUGUGGAUUGCCUGCCCUGGCUUCUCAGCUGCAGGUGAGAGACCUUGCGCUGGAGUGUGCUGAACGGCUGAGCACUUAUCCUUAGGCCAGGGUCUUCAGGAUGAAUGUAGGCAGAAACCCAAUACAAUGUACUUUUGCAGGGGAGAGUUCAGCUCUCACUAGCAGUAACAUGACAAUAAGCUCCUUGUCUUCAAUUCUGAAAGCACUGGUGAUGGAGAAAACUUUGGAGGUUCGCUUUGUGUUUCCCUGUCAGUCUACAUAGCCUUUGAACACACCAGUAAGCCCCAGCCACAGGCUCCAUGAAGGAUCCCAUAGCAGGUCUGAGGCAUUAUGCUGAGCCCUUACCGUGGGCAGUGGGGAGCAGGGUGAUCUCCCCACUCCAGAGCUUCUCCUUGGCCUUUUACUCUGCUCGGGCUUCUGCUCAACAGCAGGUAUAACUGGGUCCUGGACUAUUAAGAAUCCAGCCGUCCCAGUGGCUUGACCCUGUUACAGGCAAGAUAUCAACUCUGAGAGUGACUCAGUCAUGGAGAACGGCACAGUGUAGAGGAUGCUCAGCUUGAAGCUAAGAUGGCAUUCUGUCUUUUCGAAAAACAGAUGGACACGCUGAGUUCUGUUCACUGUCAGCUGAUAUCUUUCCCUUUGCUCCCAGAUUUCCAGAAAUGGAUACGAAUUCAUUUCUGUGGGAAGGGUCAAGGAACAUAAAAUUGCUCAACAGUGCUCUGUUCACGUGAAAGUUGUUGAGCAAAGGCCGACAUGCCUCCCUGCACUCUCUUCUACCUCAAGUGUUUGGAAUUCGCUUCUGGAAGAGACAUUAACACAACGAAGAGUCCAUGUUGUCAGCCUUGGCUUGCGGGAUGCACGUAAGGGUGGCUGUUUCUCGCUUUGAAGAUAAGACAGGCACUGGGCUUUUGUGGCCUAGUCCCUGGCUUCUGUUUACUGUGGCUCCAGCUGAUUGACAAUGCGUAACAUUCCUCUACCUUCAAAGUUUUCUCCACCAGUUGUUUCUGUGUCCCUGCAGAUUGCAAAAGUAAUUAGUGACAAAAAUCAUAGCCUCCCCUUUGCAGUAGCCAAAAAGUCAGUGUUAGCAGACCUGGGAAAGCUAGUGGUACCACACCAUGUACUGAGAACCUACCUGUUCCUUAUCACACACCAGACUCAGAAAUGCCACUUCCAGCUUGUGGCAUUCAUGGUGGUAGUCUUUUGAAUGGAACAGUAAUUUAUGUGGAUAUUGUUAAAGUGUUUAAAGAAUAUUUUGAAAAUUGAGUUUACAUUUUACAAUUGCUUUAUUUUUAUUGAAAUGACUGUAUAUAAAUAUUGCCCUAUGUCACUGUUAUUAAAAUAAACCUAGCCCUCCUAGACAGGUGGGUCAACUGUGUAGAAGCUGUGAUGUAGACAGUACAUUUCUCUCGUGUGUGAGGCCAUGAGGAGAACUGUCCCUGUGGUUUUAUAAGUUGAGGGUAUUUUGUUGUUUUAUAACAACAAGAUUUAUUGCAUUUGAAAUGGUUUUUACGUCAUGGGAAUCAUGCCAACAGUGAAGGAUUACAAUAUGGUAUAUGUAGAUGUACAAACUUUAGAAAGAAAUAAAUACAACAAAUUUCAGUCAUGUUGGGAGAA
Messenger RNA from Chionomys nivalis (European snow vole), 11278 nucleotides. It is a transcript of the gene Psd3, whose product is annotated as pleckstrin and Sec7 domain containing 3. Gene Ontology annotation, biological process: regulation of ARF protein signal transduction. Lineage: Eukaryota; Metazoa; Chordata; Mammalia; Rodentia; Cricetidae. The coding region runs from base 1 to 3438 and encodes 1145 amino acids. The transcript is spliced from 16 exons. Gene Ontology annotation, molecular function: protein binding; phospholipid binding; guanyl-nucleotide exchange factor activity. The record is from RefSeq and is a predicted model, not a curated record.